Molecule: messenger RNA, 1842 nt
Organism: Coffea eugenioides
Lineage: Eukaryota; Viridiplantae; Streptophyta; Magnoliopsida; Gentianales; Rubiaceae
Product: LRR receptor-like serine/threonine-protein kinase FLS2
Exons: 2
Coding region: 1-1842 (613 amino acids)
Biological process (GO): protein phosphorylation
Molecular function (GO): protein binding; protein kinase activity; ATP binding
Source: RefSeq, a predicted model, not a curated record
AUGGAGAAAUUCUAUGCCUAUUAUUGUAGAAUCAAGGGAAGCAUUCCCGAUGCAUUUGGGAAUUUGAGCAAUCUAUUGACUUUGAGUCUACAUGGAAAUCAAUUGAGUGGACCCCUUCCCAUCGGAGUGAAACACUUGCAAAAACUCCAAGGUUUAAGUUUGACAUCCAAUCAACUGAGUGGUUCAAUUCCAAAUAGUCUUUGCGAGUUAAAGAGCUUAUACAAAUUGUAUCUGACAUCAAAUCAGCUUCGUGGGUCAAUACCAUCAUGCUUAAGCAAUGUUAGUUCGCUGAGAGAAGUUUUCUUUGAUGGAAACUUCUUUAACUCAAGCAUUCCUACUAGCUUGUGGAACCUCACUGACCUCUUGUAUUUGGAUUUGUCCUCUAAUUUACUGGGUGGCUCACUACCUCAAGAAGUUCAAAAUUUGAAGGCAAUAACACUAUUGGGUCUGUCAAGAAAUCAUCUUAGUGGGAAUGUUCCAAGUUCCAUUGGAGGUUUGCAAAGUCUAGCCAACCUUUCUUUAGCACAAAAUAAGUUUGAGGGACCUAUUCCAGACUCACUCGGUCAUAUUACAAGCUUGGAGGUUUUGGACCUAUCCAAUAAUAAUCUAUCAGGUCCAAUCCCAAAGUCCUUGGAGGUACUCUCAUAUCUCACUCAUCUUAAUCUUUCUUUCAACCACUUAAGAGGAGAAAUUCCCUCUGGUGGUCCUUUUGAGAACUUCACAUACGAAUCGUUCAUGUAUAAUGAUGAAUUGUGUGGCGCCCAAAGAUUUCAUGUUCCUCCAUGUUGGGGUCACAAAAAAGUAUUUCACAUGUUAGGCAUUAUAUUGAGUAUAACAGCAGCAGUAAUUGCUGUUGCAACUGUUGCAAUUUUACUUUUAAGAUGCCAAAGGAAGAAUGAGGUUUCAAGAAAUGCUGAUUUGUUGCCCAUGGGACUGGCGAGAAGGAUUUCAUAUUAUGAACUUGUCCAAGCAACCAAUGACUAUGAUGAAAGUAAUUUACUUGGCAAAGGAAGUUUUGGAUCUGUAUACAAAGGUACUUUAACAGAUGGGACAGUUGUUGCUGUGAAAGUUUUCACUUUCCUCUUAGAAGUCACUUCUAGGAGUUUUGAUACGGAAUGUGAAGUUCUACGCAACCUUCGCCACAGAAACCUGAUCAAAGUGAUUGGUAGUUGCUCUAACCUAGACUUCAAAGCCUUAGUGCUUGAAUAUAUGCCCAAUGGGAGCCUUGAGAAAUGGUUAUAUUCCCACAACCAUUGCUUGGAUUUAGUGCAAAGAAUAAGCAUGAUGGCGGAUGUUGCUUCGGCAUUGGAAUAUCUCCAUUUUGGCUAUGUAACACCAGUGGUUCAUUGUGAUUUGAAGCCUAGUAACAUAUUGCUUGACGAACAUAUGGUUGCGCAUGUAAGUGAUUUUGGUAUUGCAAGAUUCUUGGAUGAGAGAAACAGUGUUAUGCAUACCAAGACCCUUGCAACACUUGGAUAUAUGGCACCAGAGUUUGGACUUGAAGGCCUAGUGUCAACAAGAAUUGAUGUGUAUAGUUUUGGCAUAAUUUUGAUGGAAACAUUUUCAAGAAUGAAGCCUAGUGAUGAGAUAUUCAAAGAAGAUUUGACCCUGAAGAAUUGGAUAGAAGAAUCUGUACCUAAUGCAACAGUUCAGGUUAUAGAUGGCAACUUACUCAGGCAACAAGAUAAGCAUUUCAAUGAGAAAUUGGAGUGUGUUUCAAUGAUCUUCAAAUUAGCUCUAAGUUGCUGCACCGAAUGCCCACAAGAUCGGAUCAAUAUGAAAGAAGUUGUGGCAGCACUUAAGAAGAUAAAACGUCAACUUGACUCUUUAUUGGAUACCUGA